Micropterus salmoides (largemouth bass) is the source of this 6868-nucleotide messenger RNA. RefSeq names its product G protein-coupled receptor 185 b (gene gpr185b). The transcript has a single exon. Gene Ontology annotation, molecular function: G protein-coupled receptor activity. The record is from RefSeq and is a predicted model, not a curated record. Bases 26 to 1066 code for a protein of 346 amino acids. Lineage: Eukaryota; Metazoa; Chordata; Actinopteri; Centrarchiformes; Centrarchidae. Gene Ontology annotation, biological process: G protein-coupled receptor signaling pathway. Gene Ontology annotation, cellular component: membrane.
UCUCUCCUUGGCCGCAGUAGCAGCCAUGAGUAGCGGCAGCGGUAGCAGCCUCAACUCCUCCUCCCCCCUCGACCCCUUUGACUCCUCCACCUCCUGGAGCCUAGGCGAGGACCCCUCCAACUCCUCCUCUGAACCUGUUGUGCGAACUCUGACCCCCGACCUCCAGCCGGCGACCACCGCUGUUGCUGUCCAGGAAGUCAGCCCCUGGGAUAUCGCGCUUUGUGUGACCGGGACGCUCAUCUCCUGCGAGAAUGCGCUGGUGAUCGCCGUGCUGUUCUACACACCGACGCUCCGCGCUCCGAUGUUCAUCUUGAUUGGAUCGCUAGCGGUGGCGGAUCUUCUGGCCGGCCUGGGCCUCAUCUUGAACUUUGUCUUCACGUAUUUGGUUGACAGCUCGGUGGAGUUUGUGACGCUGCUGUCAGUCGGACUGCUCAUCUCGGCCUUCUCAGCGUCUGUCCUGAACAUUCUCGCCAUCACAGUGGACCGUUACCUGUCCCUGUACAACGCCCUGACCUACCAUACCGAACGGACAGUCACCUUCACCUACGUGAUGGUGGUUUUUAUCUGGGUGUCGUGCCUCACGCUUGGCAUGCUCCCGGCGCUUGGCUGGAACUGUCUGAGGGACGAGUCUACAUGCAGCAUCUGCCGGCCUGUCACCAAAAACAACGCUGUGGCGCUCGCUGUCACCUUCCUGCUUGUCUUCGCCCUGAUGAUGCAGCUCUACCUGCAAAUCUGCAAGAUCGCCUUCCGCCACGCGCAGCAGAUUGCCGUGCAGCACCAGUUUGUGGCCAUCUCCACCACCAAAGGUGUCUCCACACUGUCGGCCAUCCUGUGUGCCUUCGGGGCGUGCUGGCUGCCGUUUGCCAUGUACUCCAUUGUGGCCGACUCCAGCUACCCCGUAAUAUACACCUACGCCACAGUCCUCCCAGCCACCUGUUGUUCUGUGAUCAACCCCAUCAUCUAUGCGUUCCGAAACCCGGACAUCCAGAAGUCGCUGUGGUUGGCCUGUUGUGGGUGCGUCCCGUCCAACCUCUCCCUCAGACCCAGAACCUCCAGUGAUGUGUAGCAGGGAGGGUUGGUUUCUGUCUGGCAUGACGCUUGACGCCGAGUCAGGGUUGUAGGAAGGAGAGGAAAUGGGAACAAGAGAUUGAGAGGAGAAAGGUUGAAGGUUAUGGCUGAGGAAAGAGAUUUCCUCAACUCUUCAUGUCAGGGCUGGUAAAAGUGGCACUGGCACAGGGAGAAGGGAAGAAUGUGUAUGGUUCCAAAAAAAAAAUAAGAUAGAGCUAAUAAAGAUCAUGUCUUGUCUGUGGCUUGGAGAAUACCAACAGGGUGGUGAAGGUGGCGUGAAACCAACUGCAAAAACCUGAUUAUGGUGGUUGUGGGAGUGGCAGGGAAUGUGUCACAGGACUCAAAUGACCUUCUUUAGGUUGUAAAAAGUGAGGCCUGCUUCUCAAGAGUAGCAUGUAUGUGGGAUUUAGGAAGAAAUGUCCUAAGUCUCCAUAGGACCUGAGCUUAGGCUGCACUGCAAGGUUAUGCAAUCAGAAGGAGGGAAACAGUCUUAAAAGACUGUUUGUGUUUUCACUGAUGUGUUGGCGUGUGCAUAAAAAUACAAUGAGCUAAAUAUACACAAUGAAUGACCUUGAGUAUUCUCAAUGAGCUAUCUUUGCCGUCUUCACUUGACGGGAAAACGAGAAUAUUUCCUCCCUUGAAGCAUAUUUUAACAAUGAUGUUCCCUUGAUCUGAUGUAGAUGGAGUAAUUAAUGAGUGUGUAGACAGAGAGUGCAACAAUAACUAACUCGUAUGUGCUGAGAUUGGAAUUAGCUGGCUUCCAUGAUCAUUAACGUUGCUAGUCUACCAAGCCUGUUUUUUACUUUUCGCAACGUCAACAGCACAAUCUGCUUUUUGUCAAACACAAAAACACAUUGUCUCAUGAAGCUUGCGAAAAAAAAAUGUCUGACAAAACAUCCCUCCUCAAACGUUCAACUCCAAAAUGAAACCUGAUCCACCAGGCUUCUCUUGCAUAGAUUACCCUGGUAGUUUGCAAAACCUAGAGAAGGAUUUCCAUAUUUAGGCCGGUGUGUGUUAUCCUUAGUGUGAUGAAAUCAAAUCUGCUCCUGGUCAGAGAAAAAACAAAACGGGCUUCUCAGCCAGCUGCUCCGCCGUGACUGUGAAGCAGAGAGAGCUGAAUUCAGCACCAAGGACAGCGCCACUGCAGAGCGCUGCUACCCUGGGAAUGCUCUCUGCUGCGGGGGGGAGAGCGCUGUAAAGUAGGCUAUGCUGUUCUCUACACCAUCUUGAUGGGGAAUGUGAGACGAGCUUUAAAGGGCCAUUCCAGCUUGAUUGGAGUUUGUUUCGCCCAUUUGCAACCCGUUCCGUGUUUUGGAAUGGGACUGUUUCCUCAUGCUUACAUGGCGGCUAAAUGUAUUUUAAAAUCCUUUUUGCUGUAACUUUCAGGGUUAUUCGCCUGAUUAAGUCCUGAAAAGACAAACAAACACAACAUUAAUGAUAUGUCAAAUUUGGUAAAAGCGGUAAAAGCUGCACAUUUUGAAAUCACGUCCAGUUUCUAAUGUAGCUAAUGUCAAACAAAAUUUAAGACAAAACAUAAAAUGCUUUCACCAGCUAUCAUAUGUGAAAGUUAAUGGUAAGGCUUGAUUUUACACGUUCAUGACUUUAAUUUGCUGAAUUCUUCUCGAAGUGACUCAUAUUUUCACCGUUGUUUAAAGACAUAGACUAUAGACAGCAAAAUCAUUCUCCAGUGAAGUAAAAAAGCAAGGGACUCCAAUGACGCUCAAAUUGUCCUGAAAUACCCACUUGAGCUACCUAUAGUGCGACUUUGAUCCUGUCCUUUCCAUCCUCUGUCAUUUCCUCGCCUCUCUUGUAUCUCAGCAGCAGAAACGACGCGUGAGAAGAGCAAUGUAAGGCAAGGCUUCUUACACAGGCAAGGUGAAAGCAGCUGGUGUUUUUUCAGCGGCAAAGGGGACCUUAAUGUUUAUCUGCGUUCCCAUAAUGCCGUUUAGGAUCUAAAUUUAGAGACAGCAUUGUAACUCCAUUGCCCGAUUGAUUAUCAGUUAGCUAGAGCCGAGCACAAUCCAUAUUGAAUGGGUAAUUGUUCAUUAAGAUGGCUACAGUACAUCCAAUGUGUGCUUGGAAAUUGCCAUAGUUAUGCAAAAGACUACAACAACAACAAAAACUAGACUGGCUUUUGCUUUAUUGCUAUGGCAUAAAAAACAUUUUUAGGCUUAUAAAUCAUGAGCAUCAUAUGGUCUAAACUCCUCUGGCCUGUUCUCUUCGCCUUCCAUUUUCACUUCCCUGCUUGCAGCCUGUCAGCAGUAGCUGGAAAUUCGCUGCACGCACGCACACACACACACACACACACACACACACACCUAUACAUAUAGCAGCGCAGCUCUGCCCCGGGCCCCUCUGAAGGCUCAGCGGGUUAAUGAGAAGCGAGAGAGGCGAGGUGACGUGGCGUGAAAUAGAAACGGCAGGCGAGACGCGCUUUAACGCAACCUCAGGUCACGUCCACCACGCACCCAAUCAGGAUGAAGUUAUUUCCCACUGAAAGUGCAUCAUGCAAGUUAAAUCCAGCUAAUGUUAAUAACACCUUGGUAAUAAUGGUGUCGGCAAUUGACCUAAUGUACAGAUGAUGUAGUGAACACUGUGGGGACGAGCCGGAGAGGAGAUUUAUUACCAACCUCUAUCUGCAUUUAAUAAAUCUACAGAGAUAGCUUUCACUCUGGUUUUCCUCUGCACAACCCCAGAGAGGGCUACCAUGACUAAGAUAUUGGCAUGCUGCUAAUAUACUUGUGUGGGAGGCGUACUGGCUUUGGGAAAAUAGUUCAUGGAAACUGUAUGGGCUGCACAAAAAAACCCUGUGAAACUAAGACACUCAACUUGAUACUAGAAAGAAAAAUACAGGUUGUUUCUGUAACGACAGGGAGCCACUUCCAAAUUCAACGCUUUCUACCAAAUAUACCACGAUAGAUGACAGUAUAGAAUACAUACACACAGAAACUUUGAAAAUGGCGCUCAGGAGAUGCAGGUAUUAUGAUCAUCUUUUUUUUCUAUUUUAAAACUUACAAUAUAAGUGUUUUCUAUUUUUCUUGGCAGCAACAAACAAUCAGUUGUUUUUGCAGCAGUUGUUAGCAGAACAGCUGCACUACUCUGUCAAUGAUUUUGUUUGAAAAGGCAGAAUCUCUCGUGUCUUCUGUUGGUUUUUUUUGUUGUUGUUUUUUUGGCCUUAUUGGAACAAAAACUCCUUUGCAAUAAUGUCUAACUGUAUUUUGCUGUGUACAAAAAGCCACAAUGGAGAAAAAGAGAGAAAGAUAGACAGAGGUGGUGGACUCUGAAUGAUUUGCAGAAACUUAAACUAAAUAUUUCAAAGCAACAAAUAGCACAUUGUAGUGUAUGUGAAGGAAAUAUGGCCUGGCUGGCAUGGGUUUUCCAAAACACAUUUCAGCAGUCGUGAAUUAUGGAAGUAGGACAAACCUAAAUAUGAAGCAAAUGCUCUAAUUCCAUUUAUAGAUGCUGUUUUGCAGACCGAGAUCUUGCAAUAUUAUUAACAGUUUUUACCUCUCUAAAAUUAGCUUUAUUUUCAUGUUGGGAGCCAUUUCAUGAGUGUUAGAUGGCUCGUUUUAUAAUCUGAAAGUGAAUAAACAAUGUUUACGUGAAGGUUAAGGGGUCACAACAACUCGACCGCUUCCCUCACUUUCUUUCUCUUUUUGCUCAGUCACUGCAUUAAUGGAACCGACUGAUGGUAAAAGACUUGCAUCAAUUAUUAAGUGAAAUACUUUCAAUUACUCUGAAGCUGGAAGCAUGAGAAUGGAAGGAGUUUGGUACUUUUGGCAAGUUUGGUGAACUGCAGCACUGUGGGGGGUGACUCAAAACCAAUCAAUCCCAGAGAGUUAAUUAGAUCAGUUUCACAUCUGAUGCAGAUCCUGUUGGCACACAGUUCUCCUGUAUGCACAAUAAUGUGUGAGACUCGCUUUGUCGCUUGUGUUUGGAGAUGCUAGAUGGGACAUAGAACAAUUACAUUUAGUGAGGUUACUGUCAAAUCUGUUCAUAGCCGACCAUAGCUGCCAACAGCCUACAUAAUUUGAAUUUGGUACAAACACUAAUGCUGACAUACCGGAUGCAGCUUUGAAGCUGUCACUCUGUUUUACAGAUGUAUCAAACUCGAGAUUAAGAUCAAGACUCAGACUUGGUUAAAUAGAAGUAAUUAAAUCAUCACUUUUUUUUUUUUUGGCUUCAAGCUCAAUGUUAGUGAUAAUUGGCAUGUGAAUAUGUGCCGCUGACCAAUAGCAAGCUGUUUAACAGUUCUGAUGCAAAGCCAGAGUCUCAAAUGGAGCAAGUGCUACAUCAGCUGUGCUGCACCAUUAACUUUUAUUCAACCCUCCUCUGUUGGAGUAUAAACUGACCAGACUGUCCUCACCAGAUAAACAACAAUUUAGGUUGUCUGUGGAGCACGUUAUUACGACCCAUAUUAACGUUUAUUGUGGCAGUGACCUCUAGUGGCUGUACUACAGUAGCAAAGGAUAAGUCGGGUGACAUAAAUAAGCAGAAAGUCUGCAUUAGGAGGCAGGAUGGGGUGGUCCGAUGGGUCAAACUCCAGACUUUCACUCAGUGGAAUGGUGUUCGAGUCCUAUGUGAAAACAAGCAAAAGUUCAGUUAUUUUAAGUUUUAAGUUAAAUAGCGUUACUGACUUCCAUUACGUAUCUUAAGUAAUUUACUCACUUUAACCCACACCACAACAUUUUUCUGAACCUAACCAAGUAGUUUUUGUUGCCUAAACCUAACCAAACGGCGACCAUUUCACAACAUUAACCUCAUGUUUAAUGUCACGGGACUUGCGCAACAUAGUUAAUGCUCAUACGUGUCGUUUUUUCAGAGACACAAAUAAACGACCUAUGUUGUCGUUUAGGUUGGAGGACUUUUUUAAACUGACAAUUAGCAAGCUCGCUAAAGAUUUUUCUCCCUUCUACAAUAACUCUUUAUUGAAUCGAAUGAUCCAUUCACACACCAGAGAAGAAAAUGUCAGGAAAGUACCGACUAGUGCUGGCAUGUGCCUGGAUGGCUAGCGUGUUAGCAGUUAGCAUGCCAUUUACAGUAGUUUGCAACUAGCCCUGCAAGUAGCCACUAAGUCACCAAGUUUUUAGAACCACAUACUUUCUGGUGUGAAGUCAGUUUCUGAUUUUGUUUUUGUGAUCAGUGGAUAAUGUUCCUCGGUGGGUUGAGACAAUGUCAUGAUCUUCAUUUAAAAACCUGCUGUGCAUAAACUUGAGAAUAAAUGUUGGUCAAGUUUUUAGCCAUUUUUGGAAAUAAAAGGAUGCUACUUUAACAUUUUCUGUUGCCCUUUGGCAGUAAAAUGUCAACUACACGGUAUUUUCCAGGGUAAAAUACACUCUGUUUGAUCCAAGUCUGGAGGGAAUCAUUAACCCCAAAGUACAAAUCAGCCGUUUCAUGAGUGCGCGAUGUUAAAUCCAGCAUAGCUCAGCUGGAACCACAGUGACUGAACAGCUGAUAUGAAGACAGCAUUAACUCUAGCAGCGUCACACAGCUGUAUUUUAAACAUUACCUCUGACGGUCCCAUCUGGCAUGUCCAUCUAGUGAACAAUUAAUAAUGCUCAUCUGUGAAUAUGCCACUACUCAGUCAACCGUUCCUGGGGCAGGAGUGGAGUGACCACUCACUGUGUGUGUGUGUGUGUGUGUGUGUGUGUGUUUGUGUUCUCUCCCCUGGGAUCAUAGCCAAUUGUAAUGAACCAUAACUCAACCAACUCUCACUGUAAACACAAACACACGCAGAGUGGUUUUGUCUGCUGCGACUAUAAUUCAGUUUAAAAAAAGAAAAGAAAUACUGUACAAGUGA